UUAUGGGUCCCAAAAAGAAUAUGUGUGUGUUUCGUGGUGCAGCGAAAAACUAUAUAGAAUCAAACUUUGCAUUGUCUUUGCAAGUAGACAACAAUUGUAAAAAUGGGCAUAUUCUGUUUGUAUUUGUUAGCAAUAAUGAAUCACAUCAAUUAACUAUUGAGCAGGUUAAUAAACUUUAUGGCUUCAAUAUUUGUUACAGUCAUACUAAACUUCUUGUUAAUGUAUCAAAAAAAUGGGCUUGCAAUUUUUUAAGAGAUUCAAAACAUUUUGUUGACUUCUGCAACGAGCCUUUUAUUUGUCAAGCAGCAACAUUUCCAGCAACAGAUUCAUUUCAGUCAAGUCCAAGUUCAAGUAAAACUGUUUCGUAUUUGUCAGUUGCCUCAUCUCCUAAACAUAAAAGUAUUUUGUCUUCACCUAAUAAAAAAAGUCCUUUGUUAUCCAGGUUAAGAGCUGACCAGUUGACUCCUCAAAAAAACUCCUCAAACAUAGAUUAAGUGUUUUUGCUACUGAAAUUGCUACUGAAAAACGAAAGCAUAGAGAGGAUGUAAAGGUGUUAAAAGAAAAAAUUAAAACAAGGCCAAGAUUUAAACAUCUCAAUGAGACUAUUGCUCGCAAAGAAAAGACAAUUCGAAGUUUGCGGAAUAAAUUAAAAGUUCAACGUCUAAACUUACAGCUGAAUAAGCUUCAAAUUUCAAAUUUUCGUUUGAAAAAAGAACUGCAAUUCACCCAAACAAAGCUGUCUAAUGAAGAAGUUAUCUUACGUCAACAACUUGCUGACAAGAAUGUAGAGAUUAAUGUCCUGCAAAAUGAUAUGCUUAUUUUACAGGAAAAGAUAGAGCAAAUGCAGCAGAAAGUACAAAGCACCAGAUGUAAAAAAGUCUACUCAUCUGAUAUUAGGGCACUUAUCUAUGACAUGCUAGCAUGUCAAGUUCCUACACACAGUGUGCCCCAACUUCUUCAUAAAGUAGGAGAACACUUUGGGUAUAGAUUUAGUGACAUUCCACAUCGCAAAACUGUGGAGCAGAUGAUGCGCGAGCUGGGUAUUAUUUCAGAACUCCAGGCUGCUGAGAUAGCAUUCUCAACAAAAAAUUUGACUCUUGGUUUUGAUGCCACAACCCAGGAGGGUGUUCAUGUCAAUGUUGUGCACUUAACAAAUGAAUCUUCGUGCAUGGUUGUAGCCAUUGACCAGCUUGCUGGUGGUACAUCUUAUGACUAUAUGAGCCAUAUUACAAAGUCUGUGGAUAAUCUUGCUAAGUUGUAUAGUGACUUUUACCGGAAACAAUAUACUGAUGUACGAAGCACGAUUAUCAGCAACAUAACAAACACAAUGAGUGACAGAGUGGCAGUGAACCAUGCAACUAUAACAAAGUUAAACACUUUUUGGCAAAAAUCUCUAAAUGAACUGAACUGUCACCUUCACCCAUUGGAUACAAUUACUUCUGCUUGCAAGUCAUCGCUUAAAGCUUUGGAAUCUUCAAAAGGGAAACUUUUUGGUAGAGAUUGUUUUGCAGCAAACAUUGUAGUUCAGUUAAAUAAACUUCGUUACAAGGAUGGUAAAGGUGAUCCAAAAGGCUUUGUCGCCUUUUUGGACAAGCAUGGUCUUCCUAGAGGACUUAUACCACGCUAUAGGGGAAAUCGAUUGCACAUACUUUUUCAUACAUGUGGAACUUUAAUACAUCACUACCAGAAACUUCAGAGUUUUCUGUUUUCUGGAGUAGUGUUAUGUGGAGGACUGAGAAAUAGUCUUUUCCAAGACUUCACAUCUGAUACAGGUAUACGCGAGAUGUGUGCCCUAGGUUUAAUUGGAAAGUUAGUGACUGGUCCCUGGAUGAAAAAAUUCUAUGUGGCGCCAGGACAAGGACUUGACUAUUUGUCUGGCAUCCAAGUGAUCAAAAAUGUUUGCAAUGCACUUGUUGAAAGCAGCGCAGAAGCUCUUUCCCUUAUUCACCGAAAAACAGAUUUUUUUGGAGGUGAUCUCAAUGAUCCAGUUUUUCAAUCACUCAUAGGCUUUUGCCCAAGGACUGAUGAAAUGAGAGAUGCAUUAGCCAGCUGUCUAAAUGCUGUCAUUAGUGUUAUUAACCGUCAGUAUGAGCGACAGUUUACUAUGACUUUAACUGACCAACUCAAGUCCCAGACAUUAUCAGCACGUCCACAUAAUAUUGACUGUGAAGAACUUGUGGGUAUGUUUAGUGCUGCAAAGCAAAAAGCUCCUAAUGCCACACUUUGUUAUUUGUCUUCGAAAAUUCGCGCAUGCAAGAAUAAGACAGCUGAUUUUCUUUCUGAAAAACCUACUGAUAUACGAAAUAAAUUGAUAGCCUGGUCUAUUUCUUCAGCCGGUAAAAAGCGCUUAGCAACGUAAACUAAACAGCACAAAUAUUAAAGGAAAAUCGCAGAUUAUUUUUUGAGGAUAAAGACGUUUCUUACACUGGAGUACCAUUCAUUGUUUCAUCAAAUGGUACACUUGACUGACAUCAUGGCAAGGAUAAAAUAGUAAAGCUAAAGCUCUGUACAAAAUUAAAAAAAAUACAGAAGCAAGUUCAGAUCAUUCUUUCAAAAUAAAAAGAAUGAUUCCACAAAUUACCAAGAAAUUUGAUUGUCCCGCCAAAAUUUUUAUCAAAGAAAUUAUUGAAUUUCCUGAGUUUAAGCUGGAUCGAGAUUCUACCAGGAUCAGGAAAGAAGUUUCAAAAAAAUUACGUUCAGCUUUGAUUUUAAAACAAACAGUUUUAAUGUGCAGAAAAUAUAUUUUGGUAAUUCCUGCAAUAUCUGCUCAUAGUAACCAUCUAAUUAGUGAUGCCGCAGGUCUUAAUCAACCUUUAUGUGAAGAACUUAUUUUAAAAAUUGGUGAGUUGGCCAGAACGGGUGUCAGUUCUGUUACUGAAAUGAGACGUCAUCUAAAGACCUUUCUUCAGAUGGAAUUUAAUUCUAAUAACAUGCUGCAGAAGACAAACAAACAAUUUUUUCCAAGUGAUAAGACCAUUGCAAAUCACAUGUUGAUAGCUAGACAAAAACUUCGCAAGUCCAUGAUAGAUCAAGAAUGUCUUUAGGAAAAAAUAAAUGAUUGGAAAAUUAAUUUUCAAGAUACAAUGAUAAAAUUUAGACCAAAGGGAGGUAAUUUAGAAGAUAAUGAUCUUAUUUUUUGUUGUUUGUAUAUCAAGAUAUAUGGCAAAGAAGAUUACUAUUAAGAUAUGGGAAUGAGCUUGCUUUUCUUGAUGCUACAUACCGAACAACCAGAUAUGCACUACCUCUUUUUUUCCUCGUCGUUAAAACUAACAUAAAUUACCAAAUUGUUGCUAUAUUUGUGUGUGAACAUGAAACCACCAAAUCUAUUAAAGAAUCACUUAUGUGCAUCAAAGAAUGGAAUCCUUUAUUUCAACCAAAGUUUUUUAUUACUGAUUAUUCUAAUGAAGAAAUAAAUUCACUUGAAUCAGUGUUUUCAGGUUCUACAGUGUUAUUUGUGAUUUUCAUCGAGAACAAGCUUGGGAACGAUGGCUGUCUAAAACUGCUAAUGGAUGUUGCAUGGUGAAAGAUGUAGUUAAAGAUAAGCUUCGUGAAAUUGCACAUGCAAAAACAAUUGAGACUUGCCAAAAAGCUGUUGAGGCAUUGGAGGAAUCAAAAGAGUGGCAAAACAACCCAAAACUUGUAGAAUAUUUGAAAAGCACUUGGCUAUGCAUUCAAAAGCGCUGGGUUGUUGCAUAUAGGAAAGAUCGUAUCUUGUUGGAUGUCAACACCAACAAUGGAACUGAAAGACAGAACCUAUCUUUCAAAUACAGUUUUUUUAGAAAAAAGAAAGAAUUCUUCUCUAACAACUAUGCUUAGUAUUUGCAUAGAAGAAUUUCUUCCUCACAAAUACGACAAUUAUUGUGAUGAAAAUAGAAGAGCACAUUCCUCAUAUAGAAAAUAUGAUGAUAAAGUUCCAGCAUAUUUGAUUGAUCGUCCAAUAUCAUUAGUCAAACAUUGUAUGGCAUUGAUUGAAAAAUUACAAGGUGUGGAUUUGCGGGGCAUAACUGCUGUGACAUACAAACUAUACAAUGUAGCUUCUUUUAAUUCAAAUAGUAGAGAGAUUUACCAAUGCUACCUUGGUGAUUCUGAAUGUCUGCCAGCUUGUUCUUGUCCUAGUUGGUUUCGUACCUCAUAUCCAUGUAAACACUUUCUUGCCAUUUUUCUAAAAGAGAAUCUCUCUUAGUCUGCAUUUGGCACUGCAUAUGCAAAUUCUCCUUAUUUCAAGCUGGAUUUAUUUUCAGAAGAAAAUAGUUUAGCUCAUUCCAAUAAGGUUUCAUUAUAUAAUAUUCAAUAAGAACAUGUUGAACCGCUACACAUAUCCUCUCUUAUUAAACAGAGUGACAAGGAAGUUCAAAAUUUUAAUUAUGUGCAUGUAAAUAGUAAUCAGGGUUUGAUUGCUAUAAACUACAGUAAUCAUACCUCUGCAAGCUGUUGUGAGCUCUUAAAUGAAAUUAAACAAAUGAGUUACUUUGUGACUCUCAACAAGCUACUGAUAAUUUGUUUGAAGGGCUUUGUCAAUUUAAAACACGUUUAGCAGAAAGUCUUCCAGUAGAACAAGGAAUUCUGCUGCGUCCAGAGAUUCAACCUGAUACUUGGAAUAAGUCACACACAAAUUCACCAAAACUUAGUCUUCUCCCUGUGCGGCGUAAAAGAAAAAUGACUAAGUGUGUUGGUGUUAAAUAUGACAAAUAUAAAGCAGCUGCUGAUAUUAGUGUGAUGGCUGAAAAGGAAAGUUAUAGUUCUGAAAUUGUCACAAGUCACUCAAUUGAUGAAAACUAUGAAAUUUUUAUGGUUCCUAAUGAAUCAAUUGAUAUCAUGGAACAUUUAACUGAUGAUAGUAACAACUCUGUUGAUAUGACUGUAAAUGAAGAUGUUAAACAAGAUAAAAUAGUGCUGCAAAUUCAAAGUCUUAAAUCAUCUUUGAUUGGUCAUAAAGAACAAAAUGAUAUCAUAAAAAGACAAAUGCUUAAUGAUAACGUAAUUCACUUUUGUCAGCAACUUUUGGCAAUCCAGUUAAAUAUUGAUGUUGGACAGCAAGAUCCCAUUAAAGGACAAAUUUUAUCUUUUGAUAUCUAUACAAGUACUCCAUUUGUCCAAAUUCUUCAUGAUGGAAAUCUUCACUGGUUAUGUGUAACCACAUAUGACUGUAAACCAGGGGAGAUAUAUGUUUUUGACAGCCUUUUCCACGGUACAAUCAAAAAAGACAAAAAGGCAAAUUUGCAAUAUUUUGCAUUGUCAAGAAAAAAAUCUUGUUUUUAAAGUUUUGCCAGUUCAACAGCAAACGAAUGGUGUGGAUUGUGGUAUUUAUGCUAUUGCCUGGGCUCGUCAGAUUCUUGAAACAAAAAGUUUACCAUCAACAAAUCUAAUGUUUGAGGAAAGUGAAAUUAGAAGUCAUCUCCUAAAAUGUAUAUCAAAUAACCAGAUAGAGAUAUUCCCAGCAACUAAAAAUCCUUUUUCCUUUAGAAGAUGUGCUGCUAAGACUUUUUGUGUUCCUCUGCAUUGCUCUUGUCGUAUGUUUUGGGUGCCUGGAGACGAAGACAUAUAUAACAGGUAUGUUGGCACAUAUGAAUAAGUUAACAACAAAAUAUUUAUAACUGCAAUACCUUAUUUGGCAAAUGAUACAAUGCUGUGCUUGUAGUAGAUGGUUUUAUUGUGAAUGCGAAAAAAUUCCACUAAGUGCCUAUGAGCAGGAAGAUGAAAUUUGGAACUGUUAUGAUUGCCACAACCAGUCAAAUAAAUAAUAAUAAAACAAUAAUACUGUUAUACAGCACAGGUAUAUAAUUUUUAAUAUUACGGACUGUUAAUGUCGAACAGUCAUAAUUACUUGCGUAACAUCCAAAUAAACAAUAUUAAAAAAAAAUGAUUUUAGUUUAGGUUGAUAAUAUUUAAUUUAUGCAGACUAUACUUGAUUUAAUGUAAAACUUUUAUGUUGGGAGGUCAAUAACAUUAACUGACCAUAAACAUUACAUGUAGUAUUAUGUUACUUUAUAUAAAUUUUAUUUUAUUAUAAUGCACGUACUCCACACAACAACCUUGCUUUGCAAAAUGCCUAGAAAAUACAAUUCUUAAAAUAAUUUGCCAUAAAGUAAUACCACUGAUGGCAUUGUACUGAAAAUCCAUGCCAAAAUUUUAUAAUAGGUAUCAUUUCAAAAUAGUGGUGGCCUCCAUGUUAGCUUAAUGAUUGGUAUUCUUGCAAAAGAAUUAAACGGCAUGUCAUUAAAAAGAAAAUGAAGAUAUCGAGCAUGAUUUCUUUUCGUAAACUUGAGACAUAUUUUAUUAACAUAUAAUUAUAAUGUAUAUAUAUAUAUAUAUAUAUAUAUAUAUAUAUAUAUAUAUAUAUAUAUAUAUAUAUAUAUAUAUAUAUAUAUAUAUAACGUAGUUCAAUGGCGUAGUAAGAAAUGCUUUCUUUUCUUUAUAAUGUCGCGACUUUAAAAAAGGCUAUAAAAAAUUAGUUUUCCUGCUUAUUUAACAGUUAGUUGUUAUUAUGUACUAAAUGUCUAAAUUUAUAGCCGUAGGAAUUUCACGCUUUGCUUUAUAUAAUUGUCAUUGAUAUAAUUGGAAAGCAUUUAUAGAACCUGCUAAUAAUUUAGAACUACAUCACAAUUGUAGAUAUUGCUUAAGUUGUCUCUUGUUGAUUAUGAUAAAAAAUUAUUAGGUAACAUACAAAGUAUUAUUGCAAUAAUCCAUUUUAUUUAAUUUUCAUUUUACUUAUAGUGAUACCUAUGGAUUUAUAGUGUUUAUGUCUAUUAUAGACGUAGACGUUUAUACUUUAAAUAGCAUGUAUUUUUUAAUUAUAGCACAUAUAUACGGCUAUUCUUAUACAGGUAUAAACUGCCCUAAUUGUUA
This is a messenger RNA of Hydra vulgaris (swiftwater hydra), 6846 nucleotides long. NCBI's taxonomy places the organism in Eukaryota, Metazoa, Cnidaria, Hydrozoa, Anthoathecata, Hydridae. The record is from RefSeq and is a predicted model, not a curated record.